Messenger RNA from Heteronotia binoei (common prickly gecko), 1509 nucleotides. RefSeq names its product ribonucleotide reductase regulatory TP53 inducible subunit M2B (gene RRM2B). The transcript is spliced from 9 exons. The record is from RefSeq and is a predicted model, not a curated record. The coding region runs from base 73 to 1128 and encodes 351 amino acids. Gene Ontology annotation, biological process: deoxyribonucleotide biosynthetic process. Gene Ontology annotation, molecular function: ribonucleoside-diphosphate reductase activity, thioredoxin disulfide as acceptor. Gene Ontology annotation, cellular component: cytosol. Lineage: Eukaryota; Metazoa; Chordata; Lepidosauria; Squamata; Gekkonidae.
CCAGGGGCCGCCGGCGGGGCUGGCUGCGGCGCUGCGCCACUCCUCGCUCGCUGGCCUGCCCGCCCUUGCACCAUGGGCGACCGCCCGGCUUGCGGAGCUGCUGGGCCGGAGAGCGAGAAGAGGUUUUCUUCUGAUGUUGUUGAAAGUGGGUUUAAGUCAAAUGAAGAACCUCUCUUAAGAAAAAAUCCACGUCGAUUUGUCAUUUUCCCAAUCCAGUAUCCUGACAUAUGGAAAAUGUACAAGAAAGCUCAAGCUUCUUUCUGGACAGUGGAAGAAGUUGACUUAUCAAAGGAUCUUCCUCACUGGAACAAGCUGAAACCAGAAGAAAAGUAUUUCAUUUCACAUAUCUUGGCAUUUUUUGCAGCCAGUGAUGGAAUCGUGAAUGAAAAUUUGGUAGAACGUUUUAGCCAAGAAGUUCAGGUUCCAGAGGCUCGCUGUUUCUAUGGCUUCCAGAUACUAAUAGAAAACGUUCACUCGGAGAUGUAUAGUUUGUUAAUAGACACUUACAUCAAGGACCCUGAGAAAAGGGAUUUUUUAUUUAACGCUAUUGAAACGCUGCCUUGUGUCAAGAAGAAAGCAGACUGGGCACUGAGAUGGAUAAGAGACAGAGAAGCUACUUUUGGAGAAAGAGUGGUUGCUUUUGCUGCUGUUGAAGGGAUCUUCUUCUCUGGCGCUUUUGCGGCUAUAUUUUGGCUCAAGAAAAGAGGACUGAUGCCUGGGCUCACUUUCUCCAAUGAACUCAUUAGCAGAGAUGAAGGCCUCCAUUGUGACUUUGCCUGCCUGAUGUUUCAGUAUUUAGUGAAUAAACCUUCUGAGGAAAGAGUAAAAGAAAUAAUUGCCAAUGCAGUUGAAAUUGAACAGGAAUUCUUAACAGAGGCCCUACCUGUUGGCUUGAUAGGAAUGAAUUGCGCUCUGAUGAAACGGUAUAUUGAGUUUGUGGCAGACCGGUUGCUUCUGGAGCUGGGCUUCUCCAAGGUCUUUCAUGCUGAAAACCCCUUUGACUUCAUGGAGAACAUUUCACUGGAAGGAAAAACCAAUUUCUUUGAGAAGAGGGUUGCAGAGUAUCAGCGCUUCGCAGUGAUGUCUGAAAUGAGCGAUAAUGUUUUCACUUUAGAUGCUGACUUCUAGUCUUAUGUGGGGGCGGAAUCUAGCUGAAAAUGUGCAUUCACUGGUUUGCUGCAAAAGUCUGUUUCUUCAACUGGAUAUAGAGUGUUCUGGGAAAAUGUUUUCAUGUUUCACAUCAUUAUUAUAUGGUGUAUUUAUUGCAAAUAGUGAUGUAAAGAGUUUUUUUGUUUACUCUCUAGCAGUAUAUCUGUUAAGAAACAAAAUUAGUUUAAAUUUUUGAAUUUUGUACAGCUUGUACAAUAUGUACUUUUAAAACUGUACAUAAAUAGACAUUUGUCUUUAUAUUGGGAUUAGGUACUUAUAUCUUGAACCACAGGAUUGUUGUUGUUAAAUGAUAUUUUGGCACUUCUGAAUGUAUUAUGAAAUUAUAUAUGAUAUUUUGUA